Molecule: messenger RNA, 1563 nt
Organism: Penicillium hordei
Lineage: Eukaryota; Fungi; Ascomycota; Eurotiomycetes; Eurotiales; Aspergillaceae
Product: MDR family MFS transporter
Exons: 6
Coding region: 1-1563 (520 amino acids)
Biological process (GO): transmembrane transport
Molecular function (GO): transmembrane transporter activity
Source: RefSeq, a predicted model, not a curated record
AUGUCGGCACCCACUUCCGAUCCAGAGUUCAGCAAGAACGAAGCAGGCCAUUCGGCUGACACUGCCAGCCUCAGAAACAAGGAGCGAGGAAGCGAUGAUACUGAGGGGAGUGGUGACUUGAGCCAGGGCCUGAACCAGGGAUCAGAGCCGGAUACUCUUAUCGCAGCUUUGGACCUGGGUAUCGUUGCCACGGCUAUCCCGAAGAUCACCAGUGAUUUUCACGCGCUCGGCGAUAUUGGAUGGUACAGCGGCGCCUGUUUCCUUCUCGUCGGUACGACCUCCGCUCCGUGGGGUAAUAUGUACAAAUACUUCUCGGCUCAAUGGACGUAUAUGACAGCACUUGCGUUGUACCUGAUUGGGAGUAUCGCGGCCGCCACCGCACCUAGCAGCAUUGGGUUGAUCGGCUGGGGAUGUGCGGGCACGCUCGGCGGCUCUGUCCUGAUUAUUAACUUUACGGCGCAGCCUAAGACUCGCCCCUUGCUCAUCGGCCUAUGGAUGGGCGUCUUUAUGAUCGCCACGACCAUUGGCCCCCUGAUAGGCGGCGUGUUCACGACUGAGGUCACAUGGAGAUGGUGUUUCUGGGUAAAUCUCCCGGUGGGUGGCACAGCUCUCAUACUGCAAUUCCUCUUUUUGCGCAUGCCGAAACACAUCAAGCCCGCCCCCGCGACGUGGAAGGAGAUUCUACUGCAUCUCGAUCUCCCCGGCUGGAGUUUGCUGUUCACCUCGGUCAUCUGCUUCACUUUGGCGCUGCAAUGGGGCGGACUGGAGAAGCUAUGGCGUAACGGCUCCGUCAUCGCCACCUUGACCCUUUGGGUUGCCUUGACGAUUGCGUUCGUGGUCGUCGAGUGGUUCCAGGGCGAGUACGCCAUCAUGCCCUUGAAAAUGUUGGCGCGCCGUAUUACGUGGUCCAAUCUCUUAUACACGUUCAUUGCCAACCUAGCCAACUUUCAGAUACUGUUUUAUCUCCCUAUCUACUUCCAGGCCGUUCAUGGCAUGUCCGCUAUCAAGAGUGGCGUCUACUGCCUUCCAUUCAUGGCUUUCUAUACCUGCGGGGCUAUAGUCAGCGGUAUACUCGUUGGGAAGACCCGCUUCCUACAGCCCAUCGAGUUUAUUAGUGGGCUGAUAGCCGUUCUUGGCGCCGUCCUGAUCUACUGUAUCGACGUCCACACCACGAAGGCAUGGUAUAUCGGCGCUCAGAUCCCUUUUGGGCUUGGAAUCGGUCUAGGAAAUCAGGUUCCGGUGACGGCGUUACAGGGUUUCGCGACGCCGGAAACCGUGGCAGCGACGAUGGGAGUAGCUUUCAACUUGGCACGAACUGCUCCUCAAAUCGAUUCGGCAGAGAUCUUGUACAUUGGAGUGUCAGAACUUACAAAUGUUUACAAAGGGAAGCAGCUGGCAUUGAUUCAAGACGCAUAUAUGGUUGGGAUCAAGGAUGUCUUUGCCUUCGCCCUGGCCGGUACCGCACUCACUGUAGUCCUGGCCCUUUUGAUCCCCUUCACGAGACUUCCUUCUCAUGAGACCAAGGAGGCUGAGGAUAAGGAGGCAGCGGCCAAUGCCUCUUGA